Pyrgilauda ruficollis (rufous-necked snowfinch) is the source of this 1718-nucleotide messenger RNA. It is a transcript of the gene HPRT1, whose product is annotated as hypoxanthine phosphoribosyltransferase 1. Bases 147 to 803 code for a protein of 218 amino acids. The transcript is spliced from 9 exons. Gene Ontology annotation, biological process: guanine salvage; purine ribonucleoside salvage; hypoxanthine metabolic process. Gene Ontology annotation, molecular function: magnesium ion binding; hypoxanthine phosphoribosyltransferase activity. The record is from RefSeq and is a predicted model, not a curated record. Lineage: Eukaryota; Metazoa; Chordata; Aves; Passeriformes; Passeridae.
GGAGGGCGCGGAGGCGGCGCCGGGGCCGCAGCGGGCGCGGCGCCUCCUGCUCCCACAGCCCGCUGCCGCCGCCGCUCCUGUCGCUCCCAGCGCCCGCUCCCGCCGCUCCGAGCCGCCCGCAGCCGCCGCCGGCCGGGCCGCGCUCCAUGGCGACCCCCAGCCCCUGCAUCGUGAUUGGCGAUGAUGAACAAGGUUAUGACCUGGAUUUGUUCUGCAUACCUAAACAUUAUGCAGAUGAUUUGGAAAAAGUCUAUAUUCCUCAUGGGCUCAUCAUGGACAGGACGGAGAGACUGGCACGAGAAAUUAUGAAGGGCAUGGGAGGACACCACAUUGUGGCACUCUGUGUACUCAAGGGUGGCUAUAAAUUUUUUGCUGAUUUAUUAGACUACAUCAAAGCCCUGAACAGAAACAGUGACAAAUCAAUCCCCACGACAGUCGACUUCAUUAGGUUGAAGAGUUAUUGUAAUGAUCAGUCAACUGGAGAUAUCAAAGUCAUUGGGGGAGAUGACCUCUCAACCCUGACUGGAAAGAAUGUUUUGAUCGUAGAAGAUAUAAUUGAUACUGGUAAAACAAUGAAAACGUUGCUGUCUCUACUUAAACAGUACAAUCCAAAGAUGGUGAAAGUAGCCAGUUUGUUGGUGAAAAGAACACCUCGAAGUGUGGGAUACCGGCCGGACUUUGUUGGAUUUGAAGUGCCAGACAAAUUUGUUGUGGGAUACGCCCUAGAUUACAAUGAAUACUUCAGAGAUUUGAACCAUAUCUGUGUGAUCAGCGAGACGGGGAAGCAGAAGUACAAAGCAUGAAAGCAGAGUUCCAGUGACAACAGAGCUUUGAAAUGUUUUGUUUACUGAGUCCUAUCUUUCACAGGCUUCAGCUCUGGUACACCAGCUACACUUGUAGAAUGCCCCAGCCCCAUUGCCAUGUGCUUACUGUAAUUUAUUGCAUGUACAAUAUAAGAGCUCGUCUUGUUCAUUUAUAUUUUAGAAAUGUAAACACUUAGUGCAGUUCUGCACUCCUUAUUUUGAUUUGCACUAUGACUCUACCGACUAUCGCUGCCCCUGGUUGGGUUGUGCUGUUUGUGAGCUCCAGAGUCUAACUCUUGCAGUGGUAAAUUGCUUAAACCUCAUCAGCCAGAACUGAAAUAGUUCAAGUACUGUAAAUGUAAAGCAUUUUAUGAUAGGGAAGUCUAUUAGUAAUAUUUUUAAAAUCUGUAAUUUAAGUUUUAUAUUUUAAUGCACAGAUGUGAUUGUGAUUAAUGGAUAGUUGCACCUUUGGGUGGCAAUAAAGCAUGAGGAGCAGCCAGUUACAGUAUCUGUAAUCUCCAAGGGGCUCAUCCAAAUCUCCUGGAGUUGCCUUAUUGCUGUAAAGGAAGUCUGGGUGAAAAGUGUGGUUUUUCUCUUUUCUUUUUUUUUAAAGAUGGAAUGACAAAACAGAAUGUUUAAAAUCUAGUUUUAGUUGAGCUGCCUAUUUCUGUUAGGUUUUUUUCUAAAUCUGUUAGAUUUUUUUUUCUUUAAAAAUAUCCAUCAGUCUGUGGAAUUGCCUUUUAAAUUUAAACAAUUUUAAUAUAUUUGUGGGAAAAAAAAGAAGUAUUGUAAUGUUUACUUUAUAAGAUCUACAAAGCGAAAUACUUUAAAUAAAGGCUGUCUCUUUAAAAUAAACCCCACACAUCUAUUCCACUCAUUCUGUAUAUUAAAGUGCUCUUGAAAUUUUCUUCUCAA